Messenger RNA from Coniosporium apollinis CBS 100218, 1452 nucleotides. RefSeq lists its product as uncharacterized. Gene Ontology annotation, molecular function: protein-lysine N-methyltransferase activity. NCBI's taxonomy places the organism in Eukaryota, Fungi, Ascomycota, Dothideomycetes. The coding region runs from base 1 to 1452 and encodes 483 amino acids. Gene Ontology annotation, biological process: peptidyl-lysine monomethylation. The transcript has 5 exons. The record is from RefSeq and is a predicted model, not a curated record. Gene Ontology annotation, cellular component: nucleus.
AUGAUCAGGCGCGGACGAGCUGAGGGCUGGUUACGACUACCCAUAUCAGCAUUCAAGCCGUGGGCGGAUCUGAACGGGGUUACUUUCAAUGGCAUCAGAGUUGGGCUACUGCCGGGGUAUGAAGACCGGGGGUCUGCAAUCAUUGCGGAGCGAGCCCUCUCUGAUGGCGAAGACCCGUUGAUGGUUGUUCCCAGAGAUUUGGUAUUGUCUUUGGAGGGCGUCCAAAACCAUGCCAGAUCGGACAGAAACCUUCAGGAGCUCUUGAGUGCUCUUGGGGAUUAUGGACGGACAGCCCGAGGAUCCAUACUCGUCUUUCUCCUCAUGCAAGCCACAGCAGCAUGUCCCAGUGUUUCAAAGGGUAUGGCUGUUCGGAGUCCCCUAACUGACUACGUCAAAUUCCUCCCUGAAGAAUCCUUGCCGACUUUCUGGACGGAAGCAGAACUCGCACUUCUGGAGGGUACCACUCUCAAACCCGCCAUCGAAGCAAAGCUCAAAAGUCUAAAUCGCGAGUACGAACAGCUGCGCUCAGCCUCGGAAGACAUUGAAUGGUGCCAAAAGUACUGGUGGGACGAAGAAACAGGCAUGCUUUCCUUCGACGACUGGCUCCAGGUUGACGCCAUGUACCGGUCACGCGCUCUAGAGUUCCCUGGCAUAGGUGACUGCAUGGUUCCCUGCGUUGACAUGGCAAAUCACGCUUCAGGGGAAGGGACGAUUGCCCUGUACGAGACUGAUGGACAGGGUAAUGCAGUGCUGUUACUGCGGGAUGCUAAGAGGCUGGAGGUUGGGGAUGAAAUCACCAUCACUUACGGGGACGAGAAAGGGGCAUGCGAGAUGGUGUUUUCAUACGGGUUCAUUGAAGAAAGCAUGACUUCUGCGCGGGAGCUCUUCCUCGAUCUCGAGAUUCCAGAUGACGACCCGUUAAAGCGGGCGAAGAAGUUCAUAUCAACCUCAGCUCCGGGCUUCCGCUUAGUCGACAAAGCCGACGGCAUCAGUUGGGAGAGCGAUUAUGUGUGGCUCAGCUGCGUCAAUGAGGAGGACGGUCUGGACUUUCGAGUGCUGCAGACGAAUGACGGCAACCGAGAGCUCAAGGCUUUUUGGAAAGAGGAAGAGUUGAGGGAUUCAAUUCAGCUAAAGGACGCUUUGGAGGCAGAUCCAAUGUGGGAGGUUUUUCGAUUACGCGCAACUGCUCUGGUCCAAGACAGAGUUGAGGCACAGGCCCGGCUGCUCUUUGGCAGCGAUGAAGAAAUACGGACCGUGGGACUUGAGGGAACAGCUUGCCGGGAUCGACCAAAGGCACUUGCUGUGAGGCUUAGAACGCUUGAAGGGAACCUACUAGAGAAGGCGUGGAACAGCCUGGAACCUGAGAAGCAGGAGCUAGCAGAGACGGAGACAGUGAAGAGAUACUUGAACCCGCCGAGUGAUAGCAGAUACGAAGAAGAGGACUUCUCGUAA